AUCCAAAUCGAGCCCCGACCCAUUCUCGUCCGAUUAGAUGGGGGAAGACCAUACAGGAACGAAGCCCGGCGGCGGCGAGCUUCCCGCUGUGGAAGGCUGCGUAGCCUCCGCUUCGCCGUUUCCUUCUCCGGCCAGUAGAGUCUCCUCCCUUUCCCUUCACGUCUGGCCUCCAUCGCAGCGGAAGCGAGAUGCUGUGAUCCGGCACCUGAUUGAUACCCUCGUCACCCUUUCCAUCCUCUCUAAGCGGUACGGAGUCCUCCCCCUGGAGGAAGCCUCCUCCACCGCUCUCCUCAUCGAGGAGGAAGCCUUCGCCGCUGCCUCCGCCGCGGCCAGCGGACUUGUCGCUUCCAAGGACGACGAAGUGGAGGUCCUACAGAUCUACUCAAAAGAGGUCGGCGACUGCAUGAUAAAGUCCAUGAAGGAGAGAGCCGUUUCCGCAUCCUCUCACUCCAUCGAUGGGGAAGGCGCUUCUUCGAAUCUGGCUCCCGACGAUUCCUCCCACUCGGACGUUAAUGCUGAAGUAUCCAAUUUAGCGUCUUCAAUGGGCAAAAUGGUGAUUGAGCUCUGUACUUCCACCUCAAUUCCUUCCUUCACUUCUCCGAAUCCCAAUCACCAGCCUGAUAUGCCUCCUACUGAGAGGGAGGAGGAGGUGCAAGGCAAAGGAGAAUCAACAGGGGGAAGCUUGGAAGGGGAGAAAGUAAUACUGGUGCCUUACAUGAGGGAGCAUGUACCCACCUACCAUGGCUGGAUGCAGGAUCCUGCCAUCCUCACCGCCACUGCCUCUGAGCCACUUACUCUUGACCAGGAGUACCAGGUCCACUCCUCCUGGACCCAUGAUCCCCAGAAGCAUACUUUUAUAGUGCUAGAUAAGCAGUUGAUUCAAGGUGGUUAUGUCCCUGGAAAUCCCCAUGUCGAAGCUAUGGUUGGCGAUGUAAAUAUAUACAUGAACAAUCCGGAUGACUUGCAAAAGGCAGAAAUAGAAAUCAUGAUUGCUGAACCCAAAAGCCGUCAAAAGGGACUUGCUAAAGAAUCUAUCCUGAUGAUGAUGGCUUUUUCCGGGGAGGAAUAUGGAAUUCAUACUUUCUGUGCAAAAAUUGCUUUAAAAUGGUUGGAAGUUAUGCUCGGACUUGAUACUAGCAAUGAAUGGAUGCAGGGUUUUGUGGAUAUAUCAUACAGUGAAGUAUUUAAGGAGGUUACUCUAGAGCUGCCUAUUAGAGGGAUUUUUCCAAUAAAGAGUCGGCAAGAUACCAAGGCACAAAAUGUUCCAAUUGAGUUCUGAUCCUGCACCGAGAUUCUCCUGGAUGACUCGCCGAGCUGGCUUAUGCUUUGACCACUGGUACCAAGAAGAUAAGGGAUCACCCGCCGCCGAGAAUAUCUGCAAACAAACGCGCCGGGAUGUGCCCGGCGUUUACACUCUGACACUAGUGUAAACACUCAAAUCAAAAGCAGGAGUAAGAAGAGGAAUUAAGAAAAAUAGAGAGUUUAGGAAUGGAGAUGAACCUCCCUCUGCUUUCGUGAUGGAGAUACCUUUUCAUACUGUUGUAGAUGGCUCUUCCUCUUUUGAUGAUGACAUAUUAAUUACAGACAAAAUAUGAAGUAUUUCAUUUGAUUACUUCUUCACAUUAAUGAUGUAUGUAUUAAUUUUAUUAAUUAAGGAUGAAAUAUCCUCUUUUAUUCUGGCUUUUCUCAUUCCCAUGCAUUUAUGGCAUAUUAAUUAUCUUUUAGGGGAGGUAGGGCUGACCUAUAGUUUUGGGCUUUGGGCUAGAGGGCGUUAGGACACGGGGUAUAAUAAAUGUAUCUUGGGUUGGCGGAAGUCAGGAUUGACAUGACCCUUUGUUGACUCUCACUUGACUUAUCUUGUACACAUGGGAGCCUUUGAUAAAUUUUCAUAUCACAAGUUUUUCCUUUUAAGUUUAGUCGGAAGAGGUGGGAGUGUGCAUAGAAAUGAAGAGAAUUUUAACUAUCUGUUAGAGCUGUUGUGACGCUGCCGAUUCGAGUGUAGGAGGGAGCCGUUGACCGGAGAUUUGAAUGUACUAAUUAAAUUUGGAUGAUUCAGAGGUGUGUAUUACCGAUCGAAUGGUCAAAUGGAGAUUAUCGAUCAGCUAUUUAAUUGAGAUUUAUCCAUGUGUAUUGGAUCGAAUUUUACCCACCCAAAUAGGAAUAUGGCAAGUGAAGCAGAUCAUCUUGAUUUAAGUUUUUGGAGCUAAUCGGCAUGCUUGCAAUUUUUUUUGAUGCCGAGCGGCUUGCAUGCAAAUGAGUUUUUUGAACCUGAGCAGUUGCAUGCAAUUAGAAGUGUUUGAAGCCGAGUUAGGUUUUUUGCAUGCAAACAAGUUGGUUGAAGUCGAGCGGGUUGCAUGCAAAGUUUUCGUAUGCAAAUAAGUUUGUGAACCCGAUCGGUUAAAUAGAGAUGUGACAUACGAAGCCUACAGUCAAAUAGAGAUGCUGCAUGUAAAAAGGAAUUUUGCAUCCGAAGCUGAUCUGAAUUGAUCAUAGUUGCUCAAAGCUGCGCGGCUUUAAUUGGAGUUUUGCAUGCCUGUGAACUGAUUGCAUGUAAAUAAGAAUUUUUGGAAAUGAAAGGCUGAUCGGAUUUAAUUUGUGGCAUUCAUUUGCAUCUGCCGAUCUAUUUUUAUUGUUUGCAUGCAUCUGUAUGUCUUUGUCAAAUUGAAUUCGAUAAAAUUUCGUCCUAUGAAAUAGAACGUGUGAGAUCAUGAUUUUUGAUGGUCAUUGUAAUCGUUGCCGAGUGAGCAAGGUGCCAAUCGGAUUCAAUUAGUCUUGAUUUUGCAUGACUUGCAUGCAUCUAUUUGGCCGAGCGGAAUUAAUUUGAGUCUUGAUAAUGCAUGCACUGGCCUAAGCGGAAUUUGCCAUUUGAAAUGCAAAAUGUAAUUUUCGAUGGAGAAUCUGAUUGAGUAUUGGAGAUUUUCACUGGAGAUUUUUGAUUGAGAGUCCGAUCGAGUUGUCGUAAGGGACUCUGGACUGAGCAGUCAUCUUCCUGAUUUGGGAGCCAUUAAGUAUCGAUCAUGGAAAAGACGAGAAAAUUCGGAGGGCAAUCCUUCGGAAGCUCCCGCUUGGGAGGUUGAGAGCCCUCACUCAAAGGAUAACUAUGUUAGUUUCUGCUCGGAAAGGUUUAACCCUCAUUUUGGAGGAUAUUUUUGUUAGCUUAUGCUCGGGAAAGUUAAACCCUCUCUUGGAGGAUGUCUUUGUUAGCUUCCGCUCGGGAAGGUUGAAUUCUCUCUUGGAGGAUGUCUUUGUUAGCUUCCGCUCGGGAAGGUUGAAGAGGAUGUCUUUGUUAGCUUUUGUUCGGGAGGCUAAGAGCCCUCACUUGGAGGACAACUAUGCCAGCUUCAAUGGGAGAGAAGGUGUUUUCCCUCUCUUGUUGAUGUUAAUACCCGUGAUAGUUUUGAUGUGGUCAACCAACUUAAGUUAGGUCAUAUAUAUUUGAUCCUUGUGCCUAAGUGUGCAGAAAUUUAAGAACACAAGAAGUCGAGCGGAAGAUGCGGCUAGCAAGAAGGAUGGCACGGGAAGGGAGCCGACGGACUUGGUGCAUCCGAGGGACGAAAUACUGCGAAAGAGUACAUCGGCAGAUGAGGACGGGCACGGUGGCCCGAGGGAUGAGAAGUCGAGGAGGAAGGCUGCUCGAGGAGAAGAUCAGAAAAUGAGUUCGGGUGAGCCAUAUUCUGGUUGGCCGAAAUCACCCAAGUGAACGAAACAACGGAAGAGCAAAAUGGAGUUGCUGGAGGCUCCUCCGACGCUACUGGAGGUGCCCUCGCGCCUUUCUAGUGGAAGACACCUUCAAAAUAUUGAAGGCGCCUUCAAUCACUUGAAGACGC
Messenger RNA from Zingiber officinale, 3827 nucleotides. RefSeq lists its product as uncharacterized. The transcript has 8 exons. NCBI's taxonomy places the organism in Eukaryota, Viridiplantae, Streptophyta, Magnoliopsida, Zingiberales, Zingiberaceae. Gene Ontology annotation, biological process: protein acetylation. Bases 38 to 1279 code for a protein of 413 amino acids. The record is from RefSeq and is a predicted model, not a curated record. Gene Ontology annotation, molecular function: N-acetyltransferase activity.